AUGGUUGCUCAACAGAGUAAAAGAAAGAGAGACGAGGAGUCUCCAUUAACCAGACAAGAUGCUACUGAAGCACCAUCAAAAUCUGCUUUGAGUAAAUCCGACGAGAUCUCCUUCCCAAGAGGUGGGUCUUCGGCACUUUCUCCUCUAGAAGUUAAGCAAGUUGCUAACGAGGUGGUUGCUGAUGUUUUGUUUGGCAAAGACGAUGCUGCCACUGGUUCAGAACAACCAAAGAAGAAGAGAAAGAACUCAAAGAAGGGCACUGCUCUAGAGGGCACUGAACUCGACAAUGAAGACAAAGAAGAUAAAACGGACUUGGUGGAACACUUUGGUAUGAAACAAAUGAACAAAGACACCAUUCUUUUAGGUCAGAUUCAGUCGAUCAGCAAGCAUGAGCUAAAGGUUUCACUAUUAGACGGGUUGCAUGGUUAUGUCUCAUUAACUGAUAUUUCAGAGCAAAUGAACAAGACUUUAGAAAAAUUAGACGAGGAUAUGGAAAGUGAAAAUGAAGAUUCGGAUUCAGAAUAUGAUUCCAGCGAUGAUGAAGAUGAAUCGAAUGCUCUUGCUUCCAAAGAACUUCCUGAUCUAAGUAACUACUUCAAGGUUGGACAGUGGUUGAGAUGUAUCGUGCAUGAGAAUACCUCUUCAACUGAAGUUAAAAAGGGUAAGAAGAAGUUGGAGCUAUCCAUCGAGCCAUCUUUAGUUAACAAAUUCGAUGAAGAUGAUUUAACUAAACACUGCGUAGUACAAUGCGCGGUUAAGAGUAUAGAAGAUCACGGUUUGAUGCUUGAUAUCGGUCUGGAUAACUUGACUGGAUUUAUCUCCAAGAAAGACCUUCCCGAUUUUAAGUCUAUACUCCCAGGUGCCGUAUUUCUAGCUAAUGUCAACAAAAGAUCUGGCAGAACCGUAAACGUAAACUUAGACUUGGGUGGUAAGUCUACUAAGACGGAUAAAAUAUCUUCUAUCGAUGCAAUUUUGCCUGGCCAAACAAUUGACUUUGUACCUCAAACAAUCACCAAUCAUGGUAUCAUCGGUAAAGCAUUUGGUCUAAUCGUUGCAUUUUUACCUCUUCCUCACUCUAAUUGCUUUACAGUAGAAGAGCUUAAACAAAAAUAUGCCAUUGGUAAUGUGAUCAAUGCUAGAAUUUUAGCAACAACAGUCAUGAAAAGUGGUAACAAAGUUGCUGUGGUAUCAACUCAACCUCAUAUCAAUGCAUUAACUCCAAAACUACAGGAAAUAGAAGCUCUAGAAUCAUUCCCAGUGGGUUAUAUUUUCGACUCAUGUACUUACAAGGGUCGCGACAGUCAAUUCUUUUACGUUUCUAUCAAUGAUGAACAGGUAGGUCAAAUUCACAUUUCAAAGGCUGGCGAGACCGAACCAACUGGAUCUGUCAGAGCUAGAGUAUUGGGAUACAAUAAUGUGGAUAAACUCUACUCUCUAACUUCUGAUCCAGCUCAACUUGAAGUCAAGUACUUAAGGGCAACUGAUAUUCCAAUUGGUGAAUUACUAAGUAACUGUGAAGUUGUAACUGUCUCAGAAAAGGGUAUUGAACUAAAAAUCUUCAAUGGACAAUUCAAAGCCUUCGUUCCACCACUUCACAUCUCUGAUACUAGACUUGUCUAUCCUGAAAGAAAGUUUAAAAUUGGAUCUAAAGUAAAAGGUAGAAUUUUAAACAUCGACUCUGUCGGAAGAAUUACAGUCACUCUAAAAAAAUCUAUUGUCAACGCUGAUGAAGAUGUCUUGAAAUUAGUUUACAGUGAAGACGAUGUUGUGAAGGUUGAAAAUGAAGAAUUGCGUACUAUUGCUACAGUUGAACUUUUCAAGCCUAAUGGUUGUCUUGUCUCAUUCUUUAACAAUAUCAAAGCCUUUAUUCCAAACAAAGAAAUCUCUGAAGCUUUCGUUAAGAAACCUCAAGAGCAUUUGAGACUAGGACAGACCGUCAUUGUUAAGAUUUUAAACCACGAUUUCCAAAGGAAUAGAAUAAUUGCUACCUGUAAAAUCUCUGCAGAAUCAUCCUCUAAGCAAAAGGAGGCCAUUGAGUCUUUGAUUGUUGGUAGAUCUAUAAUAGACGCAAUUGUCAUUGAGAAAUCGAAGGACUCCGCUGUUGUUGAAGCUAAAGAGUCUGGAUUGCGUGGUGUUGUUUACACUGGCCACUUGUCCGAUGACAGAAUUGAACAGAACAGAGCUUCCUUAAAGAAAUUAAAGAUCGGUUCCGAAAUCAGAGGUUUGGUUUUAGACAAGGAUACUAGAACUCGUGUUUUCAACAUGUCCUGUAAGAAAUCUUUGAUUUCAGAUGCUGAAAAUGGUACUCUUCCUCUCACUUAUUCCGACAUCAAGUCCAAGGAAAAGACUACACCAAUGCAUGGUUACGUGAAGUCUAUUUCUGAUAGAGGUGUUUUCGUUGCAUUCAACGGUAAAUUUGUUGGUUUAGUAUUACCAAGUUAUGCUGCUGAAACAAGAGACAUAGAUAUUAAUAAAAAGUACUACGUCAAUCAAACUGUAACCGUGUACUUAUUAAGAACAGAUGACGAGCAUGAAAGAUUCUUGUUGACUAUUUUGAAACCAAAGGAGGAGAAAACCCAAGGAACAUCUUCUAAUUUGAUGAACCCAGUUGAUAAGUCUGUCAAGAAUAUGUCCGAUUUCACAAUCGGCAAAGUUACCAAAGCAACAAUAAUCUCAGUUAAAAGAAAUCAAUUGAAUGUCGCUUUAGCCGAUAAUGUGCAUGGCCGUAUCAGUAUAUCGGAAGUAUUUGACAAGUUUGAAGAUAUUAAGAACCAAAAGGCUCCUUUGAGUGUCUUUAAAAAAGAUGAUAUAAUUAAGGUUAAAAUCAUUGGAUUCCAUGAUAUCAAAAGUCGUAAAUUUUUGCCAAUCUCUCAUACCAAUUCUAAGAGUCAUUUGGUUGAAUUAUCUGCCAAGCCUUCUGCUUUGAACUCUCCUCUAUCUGAGAAGACAUUAAAAGACUUUACAGCAGAACAGACAGUUUUGGGUUUCAUAAACAAUUAUAGUAAGGAGACAGCAUGGUUGACAAUCACUCCAACUGUCAAAGCCAAACUUCCUAUCUUCGAAAUUUCUGAUCAAGGGAAUGAUUUCUCUUUACCAAUAGAUGAAAAAUACCCUAUUGGUACUGCUUUAAAAGUCACUGUAAAGUCCAUCGACACUGAACACGACUCAUUAAUUGUGACUGCUAGAUCUCACAACAUUUCAUCUAUCAAUGAAAUCAAAGAAGGAGAUGUUUUGCCUGCUAGAGUUAUUUCAGUCCAAGACACUUACGUGUUAUUAUCUUUGGGUAAGGAUGUAACUGGUGUUUCUUUCAUCACCGAUGCUUUGGAUGACUAUUCUCAAUCUUUGAAAGAUGUUUAUGAUUCGAAGAAAAAGAGUAUUGUUUCCGCUACAGUAUUAAACGUUGACAUUGCUAACAAGAAGAUAAACCUAUCUUUGCGUUCAGCUUCUCCAAAGGAUCGUUCCAUUAAAUCUUCAGAAGAAUUGAAGAGAGGAGAUGUGGUUCGUGGGUUCGUUAAAUCUAUUACCGACAAAGGUCUAUUUAUCAGUCUAAGCAGCACUCUCCAAGCCUUUGUUCCUGUUUCUAAGCUUACUGAUGCAUUCAUUAAGGAAUGGAAAAAAUUCUAUAACAGGGGCCAGAGCGUUGUUGGUAAGGUAGUAAACUGUGAUGAUGACAAACAUAUCUUAUUGACAAUGAAGGAAUCCGAAGUCAACGGUGAGCUAAAUGUAUUGAAAACAUACUCAGAAAUUAACGUUGGUGAUAUCUUCCAAGGUAGUGUCAAGAACGUCACUGAAUUUGGUGUGUUCAUUAAGUUAGACGGCACAGUCAAUGUGACUGGUUUGGCUCACAAGACGGAAGUUGCUGACGCAAAAAUCGAGAAUUUAGAAAACUUAUUCGGUGAAGGUGAUAAGGUGAAAGCUAUCGUGUUGAAAACUAAUCCAGAAAAGAAGCAGAUUUCUCUUGGUCUAAAGGCUUCUUAUUUCACUAAAAAUGACUCUUCAGCUGUUUCAGAACAAGAAGAAGUUGAAGAAGAAAAUGACAGUGAAAUGGAAGUUGACAACGAAGAUGAAGAGGCUGUCGCUCCUUCUGAAAAGCAAAGUGAUAUUACUGUUUCCAAGAAGACAGAUGAUGACGAUGAAAUAAUGGAUGAUGUUCAAUUCGAUUACUCUGAUGUGGAAGAUAAAGAAGACCGUGCAAACAGCAACAAAAAUGUUAUGAGCACUGAUGGAUUAUCAUUAAGUACUGCAUUUGAUUGGACUGGUAGCAUUCUUGAUCAAGCUCAAGAUGAAGAAGAGUCUUCAGACGAGGAAGACUUCAUUCAGUCUAAAAAACAAAAGAAGAAGAGAGCCAAUCAAGUCCAAGAUAAGACAAUCGAUAUCAACACAAGAAUACCAGAAUCUGUUGGUGACUUUGAACGUUUGAUCAUGGGUAAUCCAAACUCUUCCGUUGUAUGGAUGAAUUACAUGGCUUUCCAUUUGCAACUAAGUGAGGUUGAAAAGGCUCGUGAAAUUGUCGAACGUGCUUUGAAGACUAUUAACUUCAGAGAAGAAGCAGAAAAGUUGAAUAUUUGGAUCGCUUCGCUCAAUUUAGAAAAUACUUUCGGUACCGAAGAAACUCUAGAAGACGUAUUUAACAGAGCUUGCCAGUACAUGGACUCCUUUGUCAUGCACAUGAAAUUAUUGUCCAUUUAUCAAAUGAGCCAGAAGAACGAAAAGGCAAAGGAACUAUUCAAGGUAACUGCCAAGAAGUUCGGAAGUGAAAAGGUUUCUGUCUGGGUUGCAUGGGGUGGCUUUUUAAUUGACAUUCAAGAAAUUGACGAGGCUCAUGAAGUGUUAGGAAAAGCAUUGAAAGCUUUGCCAAAGCGUAACCAUAUUGAGGUAGUCAAGAAGUUUGCUCAACUAGAAUUUUCGAAGGGUGAUCCUGAACAAGGUCGUUCAUUGUUCGAAGGUCUUAUUGCAGAUGCUCCAAAGAGAGUUGACUUGUGGAAUGUUUACAUCGAUCAAGAAAUCAAGGCCAAUGAAAAAUCAAAGGUGGAAGAUCUAUUUGAAAGAGUAGUGACCAAAAAAAUCACUCGUAAACAAGCUAAAUUCUUUUUCAAUAAGUGGCUACAGUUUGAGGAACAAAAGGAUGACCAAAAGCAAGUUGACUAUGUGAAGGCUAAAGCAGCUGAAUAUGUUGCUAAGCACAAGUCAUCUCAAGAAGAAUAA
This is a messenger RNA of Kluyveromyces marxianus DMKU3-1042, 5205 nucleotides long. It is a transcript of the gene RRP5, whose product is annotated as Rrp5p. The transcript has a single exon. Gene Ontology annotation, biological process: rRNA processing. Gene Ontology annotation, cellular component: small-subunit processome; nucleolus. The coding region runs from base 1 to 5205 and encodes 1734 amino acids. Gene Ontology annotation, molecular function: RNA binding; protein binding. Lineage: Eukaryota; Fungi; Ascomycota; Saccharomycetes; Saccharomycetales; Saccharomycetaceae. The record is from RefSeq and is a predicted model, not a curated record.